AUGCAGCUCGCCCAUACCCUCAUCGCCGCACUCCUCGCCGCCACCGCCUCCCUCGCGGCCCCCAUCGACCCAGAGUCCCUCGAAGCCCGCGGCGUCUGUCCCGCCGGACAGAUCGUCUGCGCAGGCCCCAACAGCGGCCAGUACCGCUGCGCCAACCCCAAGGCGAGCCAGUACUGCUGUGAGUGUCCCCGGCGGUCAACGACUGAUGGUAGGCGGACAGGGCAACGUGUGCACUCACAAUACUUGCCCCAAGGGCAAGGUGUGCCCACCAUGCUCGCCCGUACACUCUUCACCACCCUCGUCGCGACAUUUGCCCUCGCUGCCCCUGUCGAGCCGGUAUCCCCCGACGCCCGCGCAGUAGGCUGCCCAAAGGGCUUCCUCGUGUGCUUCUGCCCAAUCACUGGGCCGUGGAGGUGCGCGAACCCGGCGAUCAACCAGUACUGCUGUGAGUCUGCUUCCGUUGGUGCUGGUUGA
Molecule: messenger RNA, 474 nt
Organism: Vanrija pseudolonga
Lineage: Eukaryota; Fungi; Basidiomycota; Tremellomycetes; Trichosporonales; Trichosporonaceae
Exons: 2
Coding region: 1-474 (157 amino acids)
Source: RefSeq, a predicted model, not a curated record